Messenger RNA from Malus domestica (apple), 1206 nucleotides. The record is from RefSeq and is a predicted model, not a curated record. NCBI's taxonomy places the organism in Eukaryota, Viridiplantae, Streptophyta, Magnoliopsida, Rosales, Rosaceae.
GGUAAACUGUGUCGUCGUACAAAUCACGCUCAUCCUCGUCGAGAAAUGAAGCAAUAAAUAAGCUCUGCUCUCUCUGCUUUCAAAUCCCCAAAUUCUUCAAUCUUAGGGUUUCCUCUUCGUCUUCUUCUUCUUCUUGCAUCUCAACGUUUACCUCACACGAACUAGGCAGGUUGCUGCGCUCGCUAGCUUGUUCUUGUUUCGGUUCUUUUCUUAUAAGGAUAUUUCGUUGAAGGUUUUGCUUGGUGGUCUCCAACAUGAGUGUGAAUAGAAGUCAAAGCCCAGAACGAGCCAAGAGAUACCGCAGCAGAGAACGCGCAUCUUACCAUGAUGCUCCAUAUCCUAGUGAACGCCGCAGUUAUAGGCAAGAUUGUCUUUGCAAUAAAUGUAAACGGCCAGGGCAUUUUGCAAGGGAUUGCCCGAAUAUGACUGUCUGCAACAACUGUGGACUUCCAGGUGCUGUAUGUUUUAUCAGCCACAUUGCAGCUGAAUGCAACUCAACAACUAUGUGUUGGAACUGCAAGGAGCCUGGACAUCUUGCAAACCAAUGUUCCAAUAAUCCAGUCUGCCAUAUAUGUAGUAAGAAAGGCCACCUGGCUCGUGAUUGCUCGAACCCUAGUCCUUCAUCCCAUGAUGCAAGGCUCUGCAACAACUGCUACAAACCGGGUCAUAUUGCUGUCUAUUGCACAAACGAGAAGGCUUGCAACAACUGUCGGAAACCUGGACACCUUGCUCGUGACUGCCCCAACGAACCUGUUUGCCACACCUGCAACAUAUCAGGUCAUAUGGCUCGCCAUUGCGACAAGUCAAGCCUAGCCCCAGACAUCAGAGGCCCCUUCCGCGACAUCACGUGCCGUAACUGUGGGCUGCCAGGCCAUAUCGGCCGAGAGUGCAUAUCGAUUGUCAUCUGCCACAAUUGUGGUGGAAUGGGUCACCAAGCUUAUGAGUGCCCUUCUGCGUUGAUGAUCUACGGUCGCGGCCUACGAAGGUAUUGAGUAUUGACCACCUAAUGAGUAGGGAGUCGGAGGUUUCAUAUGUAGGAUUUGCUUCUCAAGUUACACUACAGUAAUUAUGGCUUUACUUAUCCCAAGUCUUAUGAGUAGUAAAUGUACUGGGCUUUUAGUCAGACGUUCAUUCGUUAUGGCAAUAUCUCAAACCUAAUCCUUUGUGUGAAUGUUAUGAAACUUUGUAAGAACUUUUGAGUCCUCA